AUGGUUCUCUUUACCUCCAUCCUCCUCCCCCUUUACAUUUACCCUGCCCCAGGAGCAUGGAACUGGGUCACCACAGCUAUUAAAGCAUACCCUUCUGUUAACUUCAACAUCAUUGUCAACCCAAACUCUGGCCCAGGUUUAGCAAACACCUUCCCUGACACUAACUAUAUUGAUGCUAUUGCCUCUUUGGAUGCCUUUGAAAACACUAAUCUUCUUGGCUAUGUUGAUACGGCUUAUAUGCAUCGCACUACCCAGGAGGUUAAUACCGAGGUAGAUAGUUACAAUCACUGGUCCACCUACACUGCAAAAGACAUCCAUGUCUCCGGCAUCUUCUUCAACGACUGUAUUUCAAACUGGAACUCCACAACCUCAGCCUGGAUGUCUACAAUCGCAGCCCACACACAUACUGAUGGUUUAUCUGUGAUGUUUAAUCCGGGAGUUAUUGCCGAUCCGGAUUUUUUCAAUAUUUCCGAUGACAUUUUGAUGGUGGAGAGUACCUAUACUGCUACUCGAUCUUUAGCGAGUGUUUCGACUACUUCGCUCGUAAAGGCUAUCGUAAAUGCGGGUAUUGGUUCACUCUACAUCACGACCGUCGAGUAUCAUAGUGAGAGCGCGCUUUGGAUGCCAUUUGUUGCGGCGCUGGGUGCAGGUACUGUUGCUGGAUCUCGGCGUGCGGUAUGA
Molecule: messenger RNA, 681 nt
Organism: Sclerotinia borealis F-4128
Lineage: Eukaryota; Fungi; Ascomycota; Leotiomycetes; Helotiales; Sclerotiniaceae
Source: the annotation of a GenBank genome assembly